This is a messenger RNA of Lachancea sp. 'fantastica', 1260 nucleotides long. The record is from the annotation of a GenBank genome assembly. NCBI's taxonomy places the organism in Eukaryota, Fungi, Ascomycota, Saccharomycetes, Saccharomycetales, Saccharomycetaceae.
AUGCCCGAUGAAGUGAAGCCCUCUGGUACCUGGCACGAUAGGAUACCUUCAAGCGCCAAAAUAGUCCCGAAUAUCUACCGGCUGCCCAUUACAAUGCUAUCCGGUACCAACGAACAGACAGGGCUUACCGAAAUGCAGCGACAAGUCUCGGAAAUUGUUCAACAUGGAGUCAUUGACCCAAAUUUUAAGUUCAAUGACUCAGAUUUCGAACUUUUGUCUACGCUACGGUACGAUCCAGGAUUCACUGCCACCACGGCUGCGAUUCCUAUGCAAAAUGAAGCUUCCAGAAAUUGGCCGGAUUUUGGAAACGUUGAUCCUUUACUAUCAGCUGUCGAUCUUCGAGCUUCCUUGCCAGAAAACGAGAGCCUACCGCACGACGAAACGUCACUUUUUCGGCUUCUAAGCGAUACCCACCGAGACAAUGGUCCACCUUCACCACCGCCAGAACUCGUUGAUGAAGAUCUCACCAACAUACCAGAAUCAGUUCUACUAAACACAUUUUACAAUCGCUUCCUGCUUCUAGGGGAGCAAUUCCAACGACUCACACUAACGCUCAACUACUUUGGAUGGGACUUUGAAGUCCCAUUUGCCCUGUUGCUCGAAAAAUUAAUCAUGGCAUUGCCUUGUCGUUUGAGUGCUUCUACAAACUUACACACGCGUAUGCAGAGCUUGUACAAUGACCGGAAAUGCUACAAAAUGAGAAUUCUGGUGUCCAGUUCCGGGAAAAUGCGUAUUGAGGCUCAUGAGAUACCAUCCAGUCCUUUUCAUCAUUCGUCCUCCACCCAGUAUUUCAUUGAUACCAUUUUGGGAGGUCUCAUAGACAAACCUAAUGAGGAGCCAUGGGACAUAUUCAUCGACACUCAAGCGUUGACAGCAUCUCCCUUCACAACAUUCAAAACGACAAAAAGAAAUCACUACAAUGAGGCCAGGUCUCGGAUGCAAGAGCUGCGGUCAACCAUAACAAAUCCCAGAGCUAAAUCAGAAAUCCUAUUAUACAAUAAUGCAUUUGAGCUGAUGGAAGGGUCCAUCACCAAUGUUGCGGUGCUACAAGACAAACCUGAAGGCUCGGGUACUUUUUAUCAAACGCCGUACCUCUCAACAGGCUGUCUUUGUGGGGUUAUGAGAUACUACCUCCUAAGCAAAAAGCUCUUAAAUGAGGGACAGACUGAUGUCCGCGAUUUGCGGGUGGGUGACUCAAUACUUUUGUUCAAUGGAGUGAUGGGUUGUGUUAGAGGCAUUAUCCGGAACUCGUUGCAAUAG